Molecule: messenger RNA, 318 nt
Organism: Eublepharis macularius
Lineage: Eukaryota; Metazoa; Chordata; Lepidosauria; Squamata; Eublepharidae
Gene: PROK1
Product: prokineticin 1
Exons: 3
Coding region: 1-318 (105 amino acids)
Source: RefSeq, a predicted model, not a curated record
AUGAAAAUGAUUAUCCAAGUCUUGUGCUUCUCUCUCUUAGUCACCUUCUACAAAUGUGCCGUGAUCACUGGGGCCUGUGAGAGGGAUCUCCAGUGUGGAGGUGGGACAUGCUGUGCUAUUAGCUUGUGGCUCCGUGGGCUCCGGAUGUGCACUCCUCUAGGGCAAGAGGGAGAUGAAUGCCACCCCAUCAGUCACAAGGUCCCAUUCUUUGGAAAACGACAACAUCAUACCUGCCCAUGUUUGCCAAAUUACAUAUGUUCCAAAUUCAUCGAUGGCCGAUACCGAUGUUCGGUUGACUUCAAGAACAUCGACUUUUAA